AAUUUUCUGUCAUUUCUCGAUCAAUCGAUUGAUUGAUCUUCAAAAACGUAUCAUGGAGCAAAAAAAUGAAGAAAUCGAAGCAAUUGAUGACCGAAUGAUUGCUGGUGUGGAAGUAAAUUUCCAGAAAAUGAGGAGAUCAAAGCAUAAGACAGAAGAACGUCUCACAUCGGGGCAAGUUGACGCAUUCGCUCAGAAACUUUUCGAGGCUUAUCCAGACGGUUCGUUGGAGGGAUUCUUGGAUAUUGACGAUGUUCAAAAAAAAAAGUUGGAUGAACAGCGGCAAGAGUUUACCGGAGAUUAUCCGAUUGUUCAACCCGUGCUUGAUGGAUCCCGAGAGUUGAUGGUUGUACUUAGAUAUAAUCCAUUGUACCAUGCCGUUGAAAUCUAUGAUCCUGUUCAGAUUUAUGAUAGUGAAGGCAUCCCAAUGGUAGUCAAACCGAUUCGCGAGCAGAUUGUGAAUUUGUUUGCUCAUUUGUUCCUAGAUAAGAUCCGUCUGAUCUUUGACAUUGAAUAUGAGCAGCAGGCCGACAAGUGCUCUGAUAGGCUCCGCGCCGUUGGAGCAAUGAUGGCGAUUGCUCUCGGAUACAAUCCAGCGGCAAUGGACUACAAUUUGAAGGGUAUCUCAAAGCUCGUCAAGAAGAUUCUCAAUUCAGAAUCACCGGAUUUCAAAAAAUUCGAGAAGGCAGAUAUCGGAACUUUGAACGCAAAGUAUAGCGGGCAGAAUCGUGUGACGAUGUUCAUUGGCAACAAUGGGGAGACACUUUUGGCGACUCGAAAUGUAUACGGACUGGAGAAGCAUGCACUCAAGACUGGGCUGGGGAAGAUGGACAAGAAUGGACAUGUCGUGGAACGAGAGUCAUUCCUCGAAGAAGAAUUCCACGAUGAGACAAUUUACAAGCAAUUCCACGCGCCAGACCUUGGUAUGGGAAAACCGGAUAAUGUGAAUGCAAUUAAACUGUUCCACGUGGACUACCGAGACUACGAUUUGCAAAAUGCCAAUGGUCUCGAGCGGCCUAUUUAUCUGGAACCGUACAAACCUGUUCAGAGCGAUUGCUUCGCGGUGCCCAAUCUGACAUCGACGCUUGAUCGUGUGUCAUCCAACGGAGAGCUUCUGAAAUACGUGAACGAAGUGAUGCAAUCCAUAACUCCAUACACACCGUACCAUCUUCAUGCUCAAAGUGUCGAAUAUCUCCGCUAUACGCCUCGUCACAUGAAUAUGUGCAUCAAUCCGCUUCAGGCAAUCCGUGCGUGGGCUCUUUUGGCUAAUAUGGCCGACGGGAAGACCAACACGGAUCUGUUGAAUUUUGUUGGCAAAUACACCUAUCCCGGCCAACUUGAGAACAACAAGAUGAUGAACGAUGACAUUCUCAAUCUUCACUUUGAAGCUGAAAAACUAUUCGAGGGAUGUGUCCGUGUGUUCACCGAACUGCCAAAGCAUUUGUGGCACAACGAGGAUAUCCGUAUAAUUCAAAAUAGCUAUUACGGAGGGAAAAGCUUGCGCGGAGCUAUGCAGCAUCACUGCUUCGCAACAGAUCCAGAUGGGCUCUACUCUUGUCAUAGGAUCAAUGAGGAGGUUGCGCUCUCAACUCACGGAGCCGUCAACUUUGUAGUUCCGGAGAACCACGCGCCCAACUGGAGAGCCUCAAUUGCGCUGGUCUCAGCGAUGGAUUGUACGUUUUACUGGAAAACCUACGCCAAACCAAAGUUGAUGGACAACUUCAACUUUGUGAACGAACAGUACGGCGCUUCAAAGUGCGUUGGCUACUUUGCACAUGCUGAUUUCAAGUUUUUUGAGGAUAUUUACUGUCUGGAGAGCCGUAUUCCAGGUGUCCGCUUGUACAUUACCUUCGAAUCGCCUGACAAGAUGGACAGCAAGAAAGAGUUCAUGUCCAAGCUUCACGAGAAGAUCCAGACCUGCGGCGACUGGCACACCACCUUCGACUCGCCCGUCUUCCUACCCCUAUGCACAACCUCUACACCACUUUCCCUAUACGCCCACGCAAAAGCCAGCGGGCUUUCGAGAAUCUUCUCCAGCGAAAAAUCCGAGCUUCUCGAGAUGAAGAGUAUUCCGGCACGUGGUGGUGCACGUCAAUUCUCCACACUUUACGAUCACUAUCACAAGACUGUGUUUGAAGUUCAUGGGUCUGAUCCGAAGGUUGAAAAUUUUAUGAGAAAACGUCCUCGUCGAAUGUUUGAUCAAUUCUCGCCGGCCAGAGCUCAUCAGUGUGUGGACGAUUCGAUGGCGGAGCUGCAUGGGAAGUAUCAGAUGAAAAAUCCGACAAAGGAAUUCAAUAAUAAAAUGAAUAUUAAUCCAUUGCUCACCUACCGCGAGAACCACUUGAACCACGAUGAGCCCAGCUUCGAGUGGCUCCAUGAGAAUCACGAAUUCGAUUUGAAGGAUCCUAAAGCGCUCAUGUUCAACAAACCAUUCUACUAUGUGAUGACUCGAGCUUUGGUCGGAAAAAACCAAUUGAUUGUGUGUGCUGGGUACUUUAACAACACGACUUGGGUGAAGCAACAGUGAUACGGCGGAGCAGUGGGAAUUUGUUUUUAGAAUUCUAGUAUUUAUGGAAUGAAAAGGUUUUAAUUGAA
This is a messenger RNA of Caenorhabditis elegans, 2592 nucleotides long. It is a transcript of the gene F15D3.4, whose product is annotated as SERPIN domain-containing protein. The record is from RefSeq and is marked reviewed. The transcript is spliced from 14 exons. Lineage: Eukaryota; Metazoa; Nematoda; Chromadorea; Rhabditida; Rhabditidae. Bases 53 to 2524 code for a protein of 823 amino acids.